GCUAUCCUCAGUGUGCGGAGAGCGACCGCAGUGUACACCAUCUCCACGUUUUGGCAAAGGAGACGGCAUCGUUGCCGGAGUGCACGAGAGUUAAAUCGCCGUUCGCACGGCGCAACGAUAAACGAUCAGCUGGAUCACGUCAGCGCGUCGUUACCCCUUCAUCUCUUCCCCCCCCCAUUCCCCCGCCCUGUCGUCGCCGAAAUCUGUUCGUCGGUUCGCGAUCCGGACGGGGCAUCCAUUUCGGACGGAUUUUUUCGGUGGGAGAGGACGCGUCGUCAUCGUCGCCGCCAGCCAGUUUGACGCGUUCGCGAGUUUCUCAUUCCCGCGUCAGCUCGUCGCUCCGCUACGCUUCCGAAGUGACGCGGCUUCCUCUCCUUGAUGUGUACGACGACGACGACGAGGCGGAGGACGGUCGGUAGUCACGCGGUCGACGCUCUCACCGGCGGUACCAGCGCUUCGGUGUCGAGUAACACCUAGCACGAGGAGCGUUCACUGCGGGGACGUCGGGGUGACGAGAUUCUCCGAACGACGAGUUUUUCCCCGCGUUAUUGGUGGUGAUGUUGCUAAUGUUGUCGCUCGCGUUGGUUCAAACGUAACGAGUAACUGACCACGCGCGACGUUGUUGAAUUUCUCAUUCAGACCGUGAGGCGAUUCAGUGUCGUUUUCUUCAGAGUAGAGGACACAUAGCUUUGCUUUUCCAAUCUAGUGUCACGCGGAAUUAAUUCGACGCUUUUCGCAAGUUACUCCGAGCGAUACUCCAAAGUGCUACUUACUCCGAAGACACGUGGAGUUGCAUCAGAUCGCUCUUAGCUCACGUGGUCGUCGGAUGCGUACCGGCGGCGCUCGUGGUUGUGCGCGACCCUCGCGCAGUUUAGACUCGUCGUGAGUGAUUACGUGCGGCGAAUCGGAGGAUUCUCCUCGCGCUCGUAAGUAGUACGCGGGGUAUUUAUGCUGCCCCCGGGCACCCUCGACGUAAUCCGCGCGAAACGUCAACUGUAUACUCGGUGAGUGUUCGCUUGUGAGGACAGUUUGUGCGGGACGACCGACGCAUUCCGGUGAAUGAGUCGAAUUCAUGUCGCGAAUAGAAGGUGAGGGAUGACGACGCACCGCUAUCGCGACUCCGUUGAAGGGGACGACGAGGACUCGUGAAGGCGACGACGAUUCGCGAGCACGAUUGUGACUACUACGAGACCGAGACACGACUCGUGGCUUGCGAUUCUUCGUAGAACUACAGGGAUCCGCAAGCACGCGGAAUCAAGCAGGCAGCGUGGAGCGCUCGGCGAUUGUGUGGCCGCGCGCCGCGGAUCUUUAUCUCUAUCAACCAGGCUGCGCGUUCCUCACCUACUACAGCCGUGACAGCGCAAUCAGCGCCCAGGACGCUCUGCAUGAGAAGCGGACUUUGCCAGGGGGUGUGACGGGCGACCGGCUGGCCGGGGGCGCCGCACACCUCCUCCAUCUCUUCUUCUUCUUGCCACGACCACAACACACAAUGUAACAACAACAACUACUACUACCACUACUACUACUACUACUACUACCACUACUAGUGUCGUCCGCGCGAACCACGUUCUCAAUGUACUCGAUGUGAUCAACGUUGUAUGCUACAACUUUGCCGCUGCGCAUCAUAUCGAUGAACCGUCCUAUUCAAGUGAAGCCAGCGGACAGUGAAAACCGCGGAGACAGAAAGCUGUUCGUUGGUAUGCUAAGCAAGCAACAAACUGAAGACGAUGUCCGACAGUUAUUCACUGCCUUCGGCACAAUAGAGGAGUGUACCAUUCUUCGUGGACCCGACGGAAGCAGCAGAGGCUGUGCAUUUGUGAAACUCUCGUCGCACCAAGAAGCACUGGCGGCGAUAAACUCUCUACACGGUAGCCAAACUAUGCCGGGUGCGUCAUCCAGCAUAGUGGUAAAAUUCGCAGACACUGAUAAAGAGAGACAACUAAGACGCAUGCAGCAAAUGGCCGGGAACAUGAGCCUCCUUAACCCCUUCGUCUUCAAUCAGUUCGGCGCUUACAGCGCUUACGCUCAGCAACAAGCGGCGCUCAUGGCAGCCGCGACCGCACAGGGAACAUACAUCAAUCCAAUGACUGCAUUGGCCGCUGGACAAUUGCCGCAUGCAUUGAAUGGCAUGCCAAACCCUGUAGUCCCGCCAACUUCUGGUUUGCUCGUAGGUACCGGCACAGGGCAACCGGUUAACGGGGCGAUACCGUCGUUACCGUCGCCGACGAUGCCCAAUUUUAACAUGGCCGCUCAAACGCCGAACGGCCAGCCGGCAGGCUCGGAUCCAGGUGUCUACACCAACGGAAUACCGCAGACUUAUGCGGGACAUGCCCUCCAUCUGUCCAUUCCAGCGCAGGGGCUGCCCAACGGGGAGGCGGCACUUCAGCAUGCCGCCGCGUAUCCUGGAAUGCAGGCUUAUGCUGGAGUGGCCGCUUACCCCGCCGUCUACGGCCAGUUUCCUCAGGCUAUUCCUCAGCCGAUGACCGCGGUGGCGCCCACGCAGAGGGAAGGAUGCUCUAUCUCAGGACCCGAGGGCUGCAACCUGUUCAUCUACCACCUGCCCCAGGAGUUCGGUGACGGCGAGCUCAUGCAGAUGUUUCUCCCGUUUGGCAACGUCAUCUCCUCCAAAGUCUUCAUCGACCGGGCGACCAACCAGAGUAAAUGCUUCGGUUUCGUGUCGUUCGAUAAUCCAACAAGCGCGCAAACAGCAAUCCAGGCGAUGAACGGCUUCCAAAUAGGGAUGAAACGAUUAAAAGUCCAGUUGAAGAGGCCCAAGGACGCCAGCCGGCCAUACUAACCCACGUCCUAGCCUAGAAAAUCUGGACGAGUCGCGCCCUACGUUAUAAAACUUACAUAAUGUCGUACGAGAACGUAAACUCGAUGGACGCUCGACGAUCAGGAGUGACGAGUUUGAAUCACCGUUACAACGCUCUCCACCGUAACAAUUUAGUAUACUAGUUAGUUAAUUCAUUAGAGGAUAAAAGAUUUAGAGGUCAGUAGGACAACAACGGCUUCAAUGACGUUGAAGUUCGUGCGGCGGUGGCGAAGAAGAGGCUGAAGCGAAAGCGAUGAAGGAUGUUCUGCGCUGAACCCAGUCCGAGAGAGAAUGAGUAAAGGAGGAGAAGACGAGAAGAGGAGGACGAGGCACGCUGAGACAACGUUUUUCCGGAUGCUCGGAUAACCCCGGAAUGCUUCGUCGUUAGACAACAUUGGCUUUCCCCUUUCUCCCUUUCACCAGCUCCCACUUCGAAUCUGCAUGUUUCUUUUGGAUCCUCCGCGAGGUUAGCCUCUGUCUCCUACUGCCAGGUGAGAGAUUACGUUCGAGCUCGAGGGCGCAUAAGCGGAACAUUUCGAGGAUCCGAUCAUCCUCCCGGAGAGACGUGCCGUUCCGGAAGCACCGGAAGUCCGGGCCGAGCUCGUCAUAUACGGCGACGUAUUACACUUGAACGCACGUCGUGUUGCGACGACAUCAAAAAUCGACGACAUCAAAACCGACAAUAGCCAAAUCGCGAAAUAUCCCGUCGAAAAAAAAAAAAAAAAAAAUACCUGUAGGGCUCUCGUCGUGUGUGUUCGUUGCCAGUUUGACGACGCGUCGUGUGUGCGCGCUUGCGAAAAAAAAAAAAAA
This is a messenger RNA of Nylanderia fulva, 3625 nucleotides long. It is a transcript of the gene bru3, whose product is annotated as CUGBP Elav-like family member bruno 3. NCBI's taxonomy places the organism in Eukaryota, Metazoa, Arthropoda, Insecta, Hymenoptera, Formicidae. Gene Ontology annotation, molecular function: RNA binding. The record is from RefSeq and is a predicted model, not a curated record.